GGAAAUGUGCUCCGCGGCAGCAGCGGCCAGAGGGAGCCCCGCGCAGCACCCCGCGAGCUGACAUGAGCGCCCCGCGCGCCGCCUGCCUCGGGGUCCUGGGCCUCGCGCUGGGCCUGGCCACCCACCAGGGUAGUGGUCAAGACUCAGAAGAGUCAGAAGAUGGUACCCAGGAACAUAACAAAACCAGUGAAGAGACUAUAUCAAGCACAAUUACUGCGGUGACCCCGGAAGUAUUUCUUGCAGAAACAAAUUCUACCCACCUUGGAGAGGACUCAGAUCAGUUAGAGUUUACGCUCAUGGUGCUGAUCCCACUGAUUUUAUUGGGCGUCGUACUGGUAUCGCUGACACUCCUUGCAGCAUACUAUAAAAGAAAGAGAAAUAAACAAGAGUCUUCUAGCCAAGGAUCUCAAAGUGCUUUACAGACAUGUGAACUGGGCGGUGAAAACCUCAAAGUCCCUAUUUUCGAAGAGGACACGCCUUCUGUUAUGGAAAUAGAGAUGGAGGAGCUUGACAAAUGGAUGAACAGCAUGAACAGAAAUGCCGACUGUGAAUGUUUGCCCACCCUGAAGGAGGAAAAGGAAUCGAACCACAACCCGAGUGACAGUGAAUCGUAGCUCCAAAAGGUACUCAUAUUUUCCAUGAGAAGUCGCCCCCGGAGGGAGCCUGCUGGGCCUGCCCACGGAGGACGGAGAGCAUGCAGCUUAAUGAAUUUCAGAUCCACAUGAACAGAUGAACUGUCGCCAUGUCUUGUCCGCAUCUCCUGUCCCCUGUCGUCCUCAGAGCUGCUCAGGGCUGAGGAGGAGCCACAGAGGGCCUGGUCUUCCCUGUGAGCGGCCCCCUCCUCCGAUACCCCAUCUCACACAAUCUGCCCCUCCGCUUGUUACCUUGCUCCUUCAUUCCUCAGGGUUUAAAUCAGGAAGCCGUUGUAUCUAUGGCUUCCUUCUGGGUCAGCUUAUAACCUAAGCAGCUUUGGAUCAUUUCCUCUCACUAUUCAAGAGCUCUGACAAGCUCUUCCUCCAUUCAGCAAGACCUUGGCUCCAGGAGGGGGAGGUCCCCGGGAGGACCAGGCCAAGUGUGGGUCUCAAUGUCUACACCACCCCCGGGCAGCUCGCUUGCUGUCACCAGCUGAGAACAUCAGGCGACAGAGUACGCAGUCCUGAGGAGAUGGCAUUGCGUCACUCAGACUGACGCAGCCGCAGCCUGGCCGCCUUUGGGGAAUUCUCGAGGAACUAGAAAGCUUCCAGAACGAACCAAUGGUUUCUUGCUCGGUUAAAAUCGCCCCUGCUGGCGACCCUCCCCAGCACUUUCGCCUUUCCUCACAGGCUCCUGGCCUGUCGAUGUGGGUAGCAGGUGGGUGCAGGCAGGAGUCAUUUGUGACCUUCUUAUUCAGAGGUCUUUGCACUCUUUUGCAACCAGGCGGGAAAGGGGGCUCUCUGUACCCUUGUCGGGUGCAGCUGUGCUGCCGCGCGUUCUUUCCUGCCAGGCUGGGACAUGCCUUUUCCCAGCAUCCCAUGAGGUUGCUGUCAGUGCGCCAGUGGUGACCUUCUGCUGUAUUGGUUGAUGUUCUUUUGCUCAAAGGAAUGGUGUGAAAUACACAAGGACCCAUAAGACCGCGUCCCUCGCAAAAAUCUGUUUCUGCUGAAUCCUUAGUUUUCUGAUUCUCACUUUAAAAAAAUAAUUCAAUGAAUGGAGAGUCCUCAGCUUUGUUAGGACCCUUGAUAUUUUAUUCCAAGAAAGACACAAAAACUGAAGACUUUAUUUAUUUUGCUAGUUGCCUCUGAUCUGAGAGGAGAGGAAGUUAACCGGACCUUCGCUGCUGAAUGGGAUUGUGGAAAGGCUGCCUUGGUGCAUAACAGAAGCCCCUCUCCUGCCUUCUACCAAUCCACAAAGCAAGUGCUUGCUUUCUGAAGUAUGCAGAUAAUUUUAAAGGCAGAGUUUCAGGCCAAAGAGGUCUCUCCAUCCAAUUGAACAGUCCCAUUAUCUGGCUGUGUUUAACUACUGCUGUCAUGCUCCCGUGGGGAGCACAGAGCUUUGCCAAAAGGCAGUCACCCUGGCCAACCACUGGAACAGAGCUGUCUGUCAGCUUCACGUCAGCACGUCCUUACACGGCUCUUUACAUUCAUCACUGUUUUGCAUACUCAUAAAUCACCUUAUGAUCCAGAAAGACUCUUGGACAUUUAUGCCAAAAUGGAUGUCUCCUGAAUCGUCAUAUCUUAUCUCUUUUAUAUGUGUGUUUGCCAUUUUAAGUUGGUUUCUCUUUCUCAGAAGAGUCUCAGUUUGCUUUUCUGGGUAUCUAAGAUCUUUGCUGAACACUCAGGCCUUUAACCUUGAUAUGACCUUAUCAAAUAAUGAACUCUGGACAUUCUCAGAAGUAUAAGACGGGGUCCUGGAAUCUCAUUUGAUAAAAAUUGUGUGAUAUAAAAUAUUUCUUUCAGUGUUUUAAAUAACUUCAAAUUCCAGAGGAAACAAACCUCAGCAAAGUACCAUUGAGUUUAUAUCUGAGAAAUGUACAGAUGUCUAUAAGUUACUCUUUAGACAGGUAUUUAUUCUGGAAAGUUCCAUGGAGUUAGUGUGGGUGAAAACAGCCAGUAAACAACCCUAGCACCCAGACAUCUUUUUAUUACUGUCCAAUUAGUGUGUACAGUGAGUGCAUUACAAUUUGAAGAGUUGCUUCCAAUGAAACUUAAUUUUAUGUUUCAGAUUUUAUGUUCAGUAAAACAAUGUUAUUAAUUUACCCUAAUUGGAGAGCCAAUGAGAGUAUAAUCUGACUUUAACAUAGUUUAAUGAGAGAAGUUUUAUUGCAUUUUUGUCCCUCUAAGCAGACCAUGUUAAGGACACUGCCCAGUGAACCCCCCCAGGAAGCUGUUGUAGUGUAUGAAUGCUGACUUGUGACUCCCCUCUGGGGCGGCAUCCACAACCAAGCACAAAGCCUGCAUCAGUCCUGACAUUGUGGAGCAGCAAGUGCUCCCUCUGACUUCCGUAGCAGUGGGAAUAAUGUCAACAUAAAUGCGUGCUUUUGAAAAAUACUUUUUAAAAAAUUUUUGGUGGUUUAACCCAUCAAUUUAUGCUACCUGUGGGAAAAUGCCUCCCAUUGAAUAAAUAUAAAACAUAGGUAUUAGUUUCAUCUUCUGUCAGAAUCAGAGCAAAUUCUGAACCUAUUGGAAUAAGAAGACACAAUGUCCCUUGGGAAGGUGUUGCUGCAAUUCUCCUGGUGGGGAAAAUAUUGAAACUUCACACUGAAUAACACAUGGGACUUUUUCACGUGUACAGGACACUCAGGAGGGACUCUGGGGUUUCCAUGUAAUAGCUAUAAGCAGUGGGGGAGGCACACACCUGUAACUCUAGCACUCGGGGAGGCUGAGGCAGGUGGAUCGUGAAUUCAAGCCA
Messenger RNA from Octodon degus (degu), 3387 nucleotides. RefSeq names its product transmembrane protein 154 (gene Tmem154). The coding region runs from base 63 to 614 and encodes 183 amino acids. Lineage: Eukaryota; Metazoa; Chordata; Mammalia; Rodentia; Octodontidae. The transcript is spliced from 7 exons. The record is from RefSeq and is a predicted model, not a curated record.